Messenger RNA from Hippocampus zosterae (dwarf seahorse), 1729 nucleotides. RefSeq names its product neurocalcin delta a (gene ncalda). The record is from RefSeq and is a predicted model, not a curated record. Bases 323 to 904 code for a protein of 193 amino acids. Gene Ontology annotation, cellular component: cytosol. Lineage: Eukaryota; Metazoa; Chordata; Actinopteri; Syngnathiformes; Syngnathidae. Gene Ontology annotation, biological process: calcium-mediated signaling. Gene Ontology annotation, molecular function: tubulin binding; calcium ion binding; actin binding. The transcript has 5 exons.
ACGUCAAGCCGAACAGGCGAGCGAGGGAGAGCGUUAGCGUGUGCGUGUGUGCGCGCGCGCAUUUGUUCUAACAAACCAGCUUGCUGCAACGAAGAGUAUCUGGACGUCUCUGUGUGUCUCUGUCAUCCAGUUAUCCAGUCAGUUUUUCGUUCAGCCCAUAUUGGUCUUAAAUCGCUCUUUGUUUUUACCGUUACUAUUCUCGCCUGUUGCUUCCUCUUCUCCCUCCACGAACUUGGUGUACAGAGUGUUGAAUGAUGGGCUGCUAAACAAUUUGCACAUCGCUACAAAGUGAGUGAGUCUACUACUUUAAGCCCCGGCAGACAUGGGGAAGCAGAACAGCAAGCUUCGUCCUGAGGUGAUGCAGGACUUGCUGGAGAGCACCGACUUCACCGAGCAUGAGAUCCAGGAGUGGUACAAAGGCUUCUUACGAGAUUGCCCCAGUGGAAACCUGUCCAUGGAGGAGUUUAAAAAAAUCUAUGGCAACUUUUUCCCUUAUGGGGAUGCCUCGAAGUUUGCCGAGCAUGUCUUUCGCACAUUUGAUGCAAAUGGUGAUGGGACAAUAGACUUUCGGGAGUUCAUUAUUGCUCUUAGUGUGACGUCACGUGGCAAGCUGGAGCAGAAGCUAAAAUGGGCCUUUAGUAUGUACGACCUGGAUGGAAAUGGGUACAUCAGUAAAUCUGAAAUGCUGGAGAUUGUACAGGCUAUUUAUAAGAUGGUGUCCUCGGUGAUGAAGAUGCCGGAGGAUGAGUCAACGCCUGAGAAAAGGACAGAGAAGAUCUUCAGGCAAAUGGACACCAACAGAGACGGCAAGCUGUCCCUGGAAGAGUUCAUCAAGGGGGCGAAGAGUGACCCCUCUAUCGUACGCCUGUUGCAGUGUGACCCCAGCAGUGCCGGACAGUUUUAAAGAUGAGGCAUCAACUUGACUUAACUUGUCUUGGUGAUCCAUAAUGCCCUUCACUCUCCACUUUGGAGAAGACUAAUGAUGAAGAAUGUCAAGCAAGUGACGACGUGACGAAGACGACAGGCCUUCAGUAUACACUGAAGAUGUCAAAGCUGUGCACAACUCCCGACCCACUAGUAGUUUUUCUAAAUCCAGGCAAAUUCCAACUGCCUGACCUUCGAUUGGUUUUGAGAACCAAGUGAUAGCUGUCAACAGGCUCGUAGAGAAGAUUUCCACUCAAUGUAUAUACACGGGUGUUUCUGUAUCAGUGUCCUUGCUUGGCUCUUUGUGGACCCACACAGAGGCACAAAUGUGCAUUAUAGACAAGGGUGUUCAAUAAUGAGAACCCCAACCAUGUUCUGUAAGCAGAAGAAUUUUAUCUGCAGGGCAGACUUGUGAAGUAUUAUGUUUGACUUCUUCUUUGCUGCAUUGUGUGACAAUGUAUUUGGUGAAUUCCACAAAUUAGUGUUUCUUUGCAAAAACAAAAAAGAAAAAAAAACAACACACCCACAAUGAUAUGCUCAUUUGCCUUUACUGCACUUGCAAGAGCUCAAUGAAAGCAUGGUUUGAAUGUAAUUGAGUAUCUUGAAAAGGAGUGUUGGAUAAUUUCAGCUCUCUCCAGAUUUGGGGAAUGUAGGGGGUAGGGGGGAUUUGUAAAGCAGAUCCAUCCCAAGGUGAUUGUCAUCGUCUUUGUAUUCAUGCUUCUGUGCGAUUUCCAUCUUUAAAAAAAAAACACUUCACUCACUUCACUUUCGAUGUUUUGAAAUGCUGCAUGUUAGAUGGGAUCAA